AUGUCGAUCGACUUCCCGAAAGAAGAGGAGGCUAUCAUCCAAAGAUGGCGGGAAAUCGAUGCCUUCCUGCGACAGGUUGAACUGUCCGAAGGACGCCCUCGAUAUACCUUCUAUGAUGGCCCUCCUUUUGCGACCGGUCUGCCUCACUACGGCCAUCUUUUGGCUUCCACCAUCAAGGAUGUUAUCCCUCGUUACUGGUCCAUGAAGGGCUACCACGUCGAGCGACGUUUUGGCUGGGACACACACGGUCUGCCCAUUGAGCAUGAGAUUGACAAGAAGCUGGGGAUUUCUGGAAAGGCUGCCGUCAUGGAACUCGGUAUCGCUAAGUACAACGAGGAGUGUCGAUCCAUUGUCAUGCGUUAUGCUGGCGAAUGGCGACACACCAUUGAGCGUUUGGGACGUUGGAUUGAUUUCGACAACGAUUACAAGACUAUGGACCCAAAGUUCAUGGAAUCUGAAUGGUGGGUUUUCAAGCAACUGUUCGACAAGGACCAGGUCUACCAAGGACAUCGAGUUAUGCCCUACUCUACUGUUCUCACCACCGCCCUGAGCAAUUUCGAGGCCAACCAGAACUACCAAGAUGUCACUGAUCCUGCAGUUGUCGUCACAUUUCCCCUUGUCGACGAUCCUGAAAUCAACCUACUUGCCUGGACCACCACACCUUGGACACUGCCCUCGCAUCUUGGUCUCGCAGCUCACCCUGAUUUUGAGUAUGUCAAGAUUCUGGAUGAGAAGACAGGAAAGACCUUUAUCCUUCUCGAGAAGCUCCUGGGUACCUUGUACAAGGAUCCCAAGAAGGCUAAAUUCAAGAAGCUCGGAACGGUUCUCGGUAAGGAUAUGCUGGGAUGGAAAUACACCCCUCCUUUCGGUUACUUUUACGAGGAGUUCAAGGACAUUGCAUUCAGGGUGUUGAACGCAACCUACGUUACAGACGACAGUGGUGUGGGCAUCGUCCACCAGGCACCGGCGUUUGGUGAAGAUGAUUACAAUGUUGCUGCAGCUGCAGGUAUCAUCACCGAGAAGCGACCACCUCCUGACCCCGUCAACGACACCGGUCACUUCACUGACCGGGUCUCCGAUUUCAAGGGCCUGCAUGUGAAGGAGGCUGAUAAGCACAUCAUCAAGCACCUCAAGAACGCCGGUCGCAUCGCCAACGAGUCUCAGCUCAAGCACUCGUACCCCAUGUGCCCUCGCUCCGACACUCCCCUUAUCUACAGGGCCGUUCCCUCUUGGUUCAUCCGCAUUCCAAACAUCGUCCCCGACAUGCUCAAGAACAUCGAGGGUUCCCACUGGGUUCCGUCAUUUGUCAAGGAGAAGCGAUUCGCCAGCUGGAUUGCCAAUGCCCGUGAUUGGAACGUGAGCCGAAACCGAUACUGGGGCACCCCCAUCCCUCUUUGGGUCAGCGAUGAUCUGGAGGAGAGAGUGUGCAUUGGAAGUGUUCAAGAGCUUCGCGAAUUGAGUGGAUAUGACGGUGACCUGUCUGAUCUUCACCGCGACAAGGUUGAUCAUAUCACUAUUCCCAGCAAGAUGGGCAAGGGCCAACUGAAGCGUAUCGAGGAAGUGUUUGACUGCUGGUUCGAGUCUGGAAGCAUGCCUUAUGCCAGCCAGCACUACCCCUUCGAGAACGUUGAUAAGUUCAAACAGUCAUUCCCCGGAGACUUCAUCGCUGAGGGUCUGGAUCAAACCCGUGGAUGGUUCUAUACGCUGACAGUGCUGGGAACUCACCUGUUUGGCAAGUCGCCGUUCCAGAACUGUGUUGUCAACGGUAUUGUGCUUGCGGAGGAUGGCAAGAAGAUGUCGAAACGUCUCAAAAACUAUCCCGACCCUUCUAUCGUCAUGUCCAAAUACGGUUCUGAUGCUCUUCGACUCUACCUCAUCAACUCUCCUGUCGUGCGAGCCGAGCCCCUCCGCUUCAAGGAGUCUGGCGUCAAGGAGGUCGUCCAGAAGGUCCUUUUGCCGCUAUGGAACAGCUACAAGUUCUUUGAGGGCCAAGUUGCUCUGCUUAAGAAGGCAGAGGGCGUGGACUUCGUCUGGGAUCCUAAGUUGGAGUCAAGCAACACUAAUGUCAUGGACCGCUGGGUUCUGGCAGUUUGCCAAAGCCUCCUCCAGUUCGUGAACAAGGAGAUGGCCUCAUACCGUUUGUACACUGUCGUACCCAGGCUUCUUGGUCUCAUUGACAGCACAACAAACUGGUACAUUCGAUUCAACCGAAAGCGACUCAAGGGAGAGAACGGUCUCGACGAUACCCUCCAUGCCCUGAACACCCUUUUUGAGGUGCUGUUCACUUUGUGCCGUGGACUGGCACCUUUCACCCCUUUCCUUACUGACAACAUCUACCUAAAGCUUCUACCUCACAUUCCUAAGGAGCUCCAAAGCGAAGAUCCCCGGAGCGUGCACUUCCUGCCAUUCCCCGAUGUCCGCGAAGAGCUGUUCGAUGAGGAGGUGGAGCGACGUGUUGGCCGCAUGCAGCGUGUCAUUGAACUCGCUCGUGUAUCGCGUGAACGCCGCACCAUCGGUCUCAAGCAGCCUCUCAAGACACUGGUGGUCAUUCACUCCGAUCCUCAAUAUCUUGAGGAUGUCAAGUCCCUUGAGAAGUAUAUCAGCGAGGAGUUGAAUGUGCGAGACCUCUUGCUCUCAAGUGACGAAGCCAAGUACAACGUCCAAUACAGCGUCACCGCCGACUGGCCUGUUCUCGGAAAGAAGCUCAAGAAGGAUAUGGCCCGCGUAAAGAAGGGGUUGCCUCUCCUUACCAGCGAGCAGGUUCAGGGAUACGUCCGUGAUAAGGAAAUCUUUGUUGACGGUAUUCGUCUGGAAGAGGGCGAUCUUGUUGUGCGCAGAGGUAUCAGGGAGGAUGAGUCCUCCAAGAACUUGGAGAUCAACACUGAUAGCGAUGUGCUCACCAUUCUAGACACUGAGAUUCACCCUGAGCUGGCAGCUGAGGGUCUAGGACGUGAGAUCAUCAACCGUGUACAGAGGCUUCGAAAGAAGGCAGGUCUGGUGCCAACGGACGACAUCAAGAUGGAGUACCGCGUCAUUGCAGACCCUGAAGAUAUUGGCUUGUCUGGUGCAUUCAAGUCCCAGAAUCCAGUGUUUGAGAAAGUCCUGCGCCGACCACUAGAGGAGACUGGAGCAGAACCACAGACUGAGGGUCUUAUUGCAGAGGAGGAGCAAGAGGUCCAACAGGCAACAUUUUUGUUGAGAUUGCUCAAGCUGUACGGACGAGCUGUUGGCCGUUGGCAUCGCGACCGCGCAAAUUCGCACAGACAGACAGACAGACAGACAACAGAACAAAGCAGAACAGCUCGCGCUUCAUUGGGUACACACCGACUUCUUGACUAUGGGUCAAUGACGGAUGUGGGCAUCUCGCCAAUCAUUAAAUACCUGUCCAUGUCCUCCGACGGCUCUCGCCAGGGCUCAAAUGCGACUUCACCAGCAGUAUCGAUGUCGCCGGCUGCGCAGAGAGCGGCCUCACCGUCUGAUGAUGGCCGCUCGAGCAAUGCCAGUCGGGCACCCUCUAGCCAGGACCCAUACUACUCCAACGAAGACAUCGCUGCGCUGCACGCGGUAGUCGUCGCUGCUCAGGAAUUGCUCGACUCAGCGCCUGAGCCGAAACCUCUCCCUGCUGCUGCGCUCUUCAAGGCGUACGACGUCGUGCUCCCGACCUAUGGAAUUGACCCCGAUUCAGAUCACCACUUGUCGACUUUCGUCUUCCGCGUUGGCGGUGAGCGAGGCGACGGCAACUUGCUCGACAAGUUCCAAGCUAUCCUCAGUCGAAUGGGAAUCGUUUUAGAAUUCGGUGAUAAUACUACUGCGUCGCCGCGAACUUCAGCCUCUACAUCUCCCGCAGUAUCUUCAUCGAGUCGCCAGAGCCAUGCCAUCUCGCGCCAGCAAAUUACUCCACAUGAAGGCCUACAAAACGGCCAUGCCACGACUGGACCUACAGUCCCACAUUCACCAGCUUCCGCUUCACCAUCACCAUCACCAUCACCAUCACCAUCACCAUCACCAUCACCAUCACCGUCACCGUCACCGUCACCGUCAGUCUCUCCACCAGAAUCGCAACGUCUCCCCCGGGAUGGACUGGACUUUUCCGAGACCGACGAUGACGAGGAGGAGGAGGGGGCAUAUGAGGAAAUGCGAAAGGCGGUUGUCUCUUCAGCCAUGAACCGCUGGCGCUCUCUGGUAGCGAGUCGUCGAGCACAGCCUGCACAGCGGAUUCCUUCUUUUCCAAGCAUUCCGGAAGAAGCUUCAGCCGAUGUGAGGAACUUUGAAGCUCAACCCUUUGAAGAUCGACCACCAGUGACCGGGCAUCAAACAGCGACGUCUCCAUAUGUCAAUGGACUCGAGCCUCACACUCAAACUUCUCUCAAAGACCCAACAGAUAUACACACAAGGCCAGUUUCUGCUCAGUCAUUUAUGCACCGACCCCUUUCUGUUCUAAGCAAUGCCAUACGAUCUACGACUUCUCUAAUUCAAGGGAAUACGUUGAAAGAGGAGCACUUUGAUGAGCCAUCUCGUCACGAUGAUGAUGAUGAAUUACCUCACAGCCCAGUUGAGGAGCCUCCACAACAACUCCAAGAGCCUGAAGUGCCUGAAGUGCCCGAAGAACUCGACGAACCUGAAGCAGAACCCUCUCAACAUACACAGAUCCAAAAUCCACCGGAAGUCUUUUCUCCAGUCACAGCGGCUCGAUCUAACACCGUAACUGAUAACGAAGGGACAAUUGUUCAUCAUCCUGUAACCCAGGAACGCACUAGAAAUACAAUAUCUCAACACGAACAACCCGCUGACGAAGGCCCUUUGACACCCGAGCCGCAGAUUGAUUCGGAAAAAGAACAGAACAGGCUCCUCAAACAGGCCGGCAGAGCUCGUGAGAUCUACCUCGCAAGUAAGGUCUUCAACCAUUGGGCUGACCGCACUGCACGCCGUCUGGAAAGAGACGCCGUUGCAAGACGGCAUAUGAUACGAUUUCGCUAUUUCCGAUCAUGGAGCCAAGCCCCUGCACUCCGUGAACCUACCACCGACCACAUGAGGGCAGCCGUGGUCGUGAAGAAGUGGCAACGUAUUGUCGUCCAAGAGAAAAGCUUACAGGCCACUGCGAUAGAAGCUGCUCGGGCUUACGAGCAGAGAAGAGUUCAGCGAGUCCUUGAUAUAUGGUCUUGCCACCGACUCAAACACCUCGGCCGUCAAAUGACAGCCUCGCGUAGUAGGACACGAGCCAUGUCAAAGUGGCUGUCACAGGCUUCUCAUGACAAGGCUCUCAUUCAAGCAAUACAGACCCAAACGACUUUGCGACUCCAAGUGGAUGCCAUUCACAAAUGGCAGGGCAUGUCAGAAAAUGAAAGCCAACUAUAUAACACUGCCAUGAGAAUUGGAGAUAUUCAGCACUCCUUCACAUAUCUUCGAGAAUGGUGGGAUCAAGCUGAGGUCAGUCGAAGGGCGGGCGGGUACCGCCAGCGAUUGAUGAUCGAGAAGGUAAACCAUGCUUUCGAUGAGUGGAACUUGAGGGCAAGAGCCCAGGCAUUCCAGUGGAGGCGCGAGUAUCUUCAAGUGACGCGAGUGUUCGACCGAUGGUUCCAAUGCGCCGAACAAGAUGCGGACAUGGGCCGAAGAGCAGAAGAGUAUUAUGAGGAACAAGCAAAGUCCAAUGUUGUAAGGACUUUCAGGCAAUUUAAGCGUCAUUCGUCACACAUGUCACGUCUGGGGGAUCGAGCUCAACUCUAUCUCGGAGCUACCAAAUUGUUGCAAGUCUUUGAUCGAGCGAUCAAAAGCCGUAGAGACCAAGACAAGCAGCAGAUCAAGAGGUAUCUGAUGGCUAGGUAUACCCAAGUCUCUUCUGCUCGAAAGAAACGCAAUUUCCUUGCUGCUAUCGAUCGAUGGAUGGUAUUGGCGACGGAGGAUAGGGCGCGGAGCGACUUGAUACAAGAGUUGCGAACCCAUAGAGAUACCCAACAGGUUAUCCUGAUUACUGAUGCAUGGAAACGCCAAGCGGACAUUGACCAAAGGCGCAUGCAAGAAGCCAAACUGCAACAUGCAGAGGAAUGGUUGGAAACUUGGAAAGUGUACACCGUCGAACUUGAGCAGCGGGAUACAGAUGCCUGGCAGCUUUGGGCAGCCGACAAGCAACGGCAGUCCCUCAAGUCCUGGUCAAUUGCAUCGUUACAACAAAGUGGACAGGGUCACACAGCAAUUGAAGUUCAAAGGAAGCACGAACGCGAAAGGCGUAACCGCGUACUGCAAUAUUGGCGUCAACGGGACGAUAGAAUUCGAUCCGUGGCUCCUGGAACUCGCCCACAGCCACAAUCUGUGCCGGCUGUAUGGCCACGCGGAAGUUGGCGAGCAUUGUCUGGGAGGCGAUCACUGGCCAGUCGCAAUGAUAGGGGCUUUGAUUACUCCAGUACACCGCUCGAGACACCGACUAGAUGGACUGGGCAGCCAUUCUCCAUGUCGACUAUAAUGCCACCAGGAUCCAUGGCUCCGCUUCGAGAGGCGGACGAGAAUGCUGAGGCGUUUUCGCUAGCGGGCGAUGAAGAUGAUGAGCUACCAGCCUCGCCAUCUUUGAGACCUGCUUCGCGAGGACCUGGCCAGUUCUCAGGUCUGCCAUCCACGACACCGAUGGCACCAGUCCCAUCGCAUUUAGAGCGAGACACCCAGGGUCGUGACCCUGAGUUUGACCAGGACCUGGCGAGCACAGCAGGACCCGGCCGGCCUGAACCCUCACGGCGGCCAGUAGCUGCGAGAUCAUUUGGAAUCAGGCCUCUAAAUGGGCGUACGAUUGGACCUUUGCCUUCCUCGCCGGAGCCAAACUCCCCAGCCAUCAUCAGCAAAUCCGUGGGCGCGAGACCAUCUGCGACGCGAUUUGGACUUCCGCGGCAGACCACCACUACUAACAUGAAGGCCGUCUUGCCGGGCAACCCGCGCUCGAGGCUCCAAGGGCUUGCCUCGGGUUACUGGGACUCGCGACACAUUAAUGUUUACAUCACAGGAAGCGCCUUUGCAAUCUUGGAAGGAUCCCACGGCAUUCUACAGACAGUUUAUGAUGAAGGCGAACAACCGCUAGAAGCUAUCGCAUUCGACGAGGCGACAGGCAAGAUCGCUACUUGCACAUUGACCCAAGUCCGUGUGUACAAGCCAUUCGGGUCGCGCCAAGACACUUUGAAGUGGGCGCUCCAAUCGACCUUGGACAUUCCCUAUCCGAACCCCGACGACGUGCCGUGUACGUUGUCCUGGGGCAGCUCCGCAGAGCUGUUGUUGGGUACACAAUACCUGUCCCUUUUCGACACCAAGACCGAACCGAGGUGUCUCUGGCAAAAGAAGCUGCCGAGCAUCGCCAAAUAUGCCUUAUUGUCGUACGAUUCGAGAUACAUCGCCACGUCGAGCCAUCAUGACCACUUGAUUAAGGUCUGGAGGAGACUCAACUUUGGUGCCGACGAAGUCCGAUUCGAUCUCACAUACCUCCGACACCCGAACAUUAUAACAUCUGUGAGAUGGCGCAGACCAUUCCAUGUUGAGCAGGCCUCCGACAAUGUUCUAUACACCACAUGUCUCGAUAAAUGCAUUCGAGUUUGGACACCUACCGACACACCCGACGGGAAGCAUUGGCAGCUAUGGGGACAGGUCGAUCUUUGCGCGCCAUCGCAAGAGAACCCAGAGGGCUUGGACAUGCGCUUCGCUCUGGUUCUUGACGGGCGAGACUUCACAGCCUCUGUUGAACAAGCUGUCCAGGCGCGAAUGUCUGACGACUCAGCCACCGACGACCCUGUUGCCCUUGAUCACCUAGUAGCAGUCGCGACUAAGAACCCAGAAAUAUGUAUAGCUCUUGAUGGCAAGGGAAUCAUGUCGGCAUGGGCGCUCGAGAAUGUCGGCAGUAGCACCGCAAAUUCACCAACCCUUUUCAAGGUGGCUCAAGUCAAGGAUGUCCAUUUUGAGCUUCUCAGCAACUUCCUUCCGGUUCAAGACACCCCUCACACAGAGAUACAAACGUAUUGCGACAAGAGGAGUGGCAAGGUUCACUUUAUGUUACAUGCGUUCGACGGAAGAAUAGGCGUGUUUACUGGAAGCGUUGCCGAUCUCUUCGACCCCAUGACUAAUGAUCGACGCCUCGCCCUUCAAACAAUCUGGUCUGGACAUUCGACUUCCAUCACCAAGAUCGUCCGAAAUUUCAGCGGGCGAGCGGUGGUCUCUCGAACCAGAGACGGUGAAAGUAUCGUGUGGAAACAUAUUCUGAGCCCACGGAACAGCUCGGGCCUGACCUUGACACGAGGGAGCGUUAUCCCAGAGAAGGGUCACAUACAUCGCAUAUGUGUGCUGAGAAAGGGGCGUUUCGUGGUUUUCCUUCGCCAUGACACAUUCUCGCUCUGGGAUUGUAGGACAAGUCGAGCUACUGCCCUCUCUCAGUGUGACUACGAGGUGUCAGGGAAGCCACUGUGCCUCAUCAUUCUGCCUCGAUCAGAUGUCAAGAACUAUACCGUUGCUCAUAUUGCGACGAUAACGUCGGAAGGACACGGUAUCGUGUGGGAGGUUCAACUGCCUCGCUACUUUGAUGACCCAAAGACAACAGCCGGAGCCAAUGUGGAGGAACUGUGCCGCUUUGAAAUCAAGGACAUAAAGAGUCUGGCCUAUGUGUUGCCAGUUGAUCCUGCCGGUUCGCAGCCCAUCGUCUCGGGCUUUCUCGAUGUAUUCGCUCGCGAUGUUGCCGUUUCUUAUACACACACGGGCCGUGUGGACUUUUGGACUGCACGAGUUGACCCUGAACAGCGAAGCGUUGGAUGGCUAUCGACGUGUACCACGGAGACGGGAGUUUCUGAGCCAGCACUGGUCAGUGGCAGUACAUUGAAGAAAGCUGCCCUCGUGAAUUCGUCGAGAUCGCAAUUGACAAUUUGGGACAUUGGCGGUGCUCGUCUCGAAUAUGAGAACAACUUUCAAGAGCACCAGGUGAUUCAAGAUCUUGACUGGACAUCAACACCUGAUGGCCAGUCUAUUCUCGCCGUUGGUUUCCCUUACCGAAUCGUCCUCCUCUCUCAGAUGCGAUUUGAUUAUCUCAACAAGGGCCCAGCAUGGGCACAAAUUCGCGAGAUCAGCAUUCGAGAACUCACACCUCACCCAAUCGGCGACUCAACUUGGUUGGGCGACGGCCACUUGGUUAUUGGUGCUGGCAACCAGAUGUUUGUGCAGGACAGGCACGUUGGAAUCUCCGAGUCUAUGAAGACGGAUCUGCGUCUUCCUCUGCGAAAAGAUGGCAAACUAGACUUAUUUCAGGUCGUUCAAAGAUUCAACGGCCCCUUGCCAGUCUUUCAUCCCCAGUUUCUCAUGCAAUGCAUCCUUUCAGGGAAGGCGACCCUUGUCAGGCGCAUCUUGGUGGCUUUACAUAGGACCCUGAAAUACCACAUUAACGGCGAAAUGCUGGAUGACUACCUGAGAAUGGACUUGAGCGAAUUCUAUAUACCCGAGCAAAGUCAUACUCUAGCUGUCGACAAGUCUUCUGGGGUCUAUCUGAAUGGAAGCAACACGGAUGAGACGGAUGACGAGGAUGUUUUUACGGAGCAGACCGCGGUCUCGAUCAACGAGAAGCUCGUCAAGAUUGAUAUCAUCCAACUCUCAGGACACGAACAGAUUCAGCUCGCUGAUAUUAUUGAAUGCGUUGCCCUUGUUGAGAGACACCGCCGAUCGAUGGACGAGAAUGGUGCUCGAUUUAUGCUGCUCUUCCGUCAACAUGCCCUCCGCAAAGGACGAACCAACGAGAUGCAUCUCUCAUGGCGUGAAAUCAACUGGGCUUUCCACUCCAACAGCCAAGAUAUUCUGGUUGACUUUGUAUCGCGACAAAACCAUGGCAGUAUGCUUUGGGAACAUGCUCGUGAAAGUGGCCUGUUCAUGUGGCUCACUGAUCCUACUGCAUCGAAAGCUCAAUUCGAGCUGAUCGCCAGAAACGAGUACACAAAGAACGAGGUCAAAAACCCGGUUGAUUGCAGUCUUUACUACCUCGCGCUCCGCAAGAAGACGGUCCUCCAAGGUCUUUGGAGAAUGGCAAAUUGGAACAAAGAGCAAGCAGCCACUCAACGCCUGUUGGCAAACAACUUUGAAGACCCUAAAUGGAGAUCGGCAGCACUCAAGAAUGCCUAUGCCUUGCUUAGUAGGCGACGAUUCGAGUAUGCUGCAGCAUUCUUCCUUCUUGCGGACCACCUCCACGACGCUGUUCAGGUCUGUCUGAAUCAGCUGAAAGACAUGCAAUUAGCCAUCACAAUAUCGCGGGUCUAUGAAGGCGAUGACGGUCCUGUCUUGCGCCGUCUUCUUCAAGAUACAGUGCUCCCCCUAGCAGCACAGGAGGGUAACCGCUGGCUGGCUGCAUGGGCCUUCUGGAUGCUCGGCCGUAAAGAUGUGGCCGUACGAGCACUUAUUACACCGGUGUAUACUCUCUUGGAAACACCUUGUUCACCAGACAUCAAGUCUCGAUUGUUUUUGACCGACGACCCUGCCUUGGUUGUCCUUUACUCACAUCUACGUCACCAGACUCUGCAAACUUUGAGAGGAGCAUCUAAGAUUACACCGAAAGUUGAGUGGGAGUUUGUGCUGCACAGCGCCAAGCUAUAUGACAGAAUGGGAUGCGAUCUUUUGGGAUUGGAUAUAGUACGUAAUUGGGAGUUCCAACAGUCACCUGGAGCAACUGGCCUUGGUGGAGAGGUCAACCCUCUGAAGCUGCUUCGCCGGAGAAGCUCUUUGGUGGUUGCCGACUUGCCUUCACCAACUCUUAGAUUCGACUCUCACUGGGAGAACAAGAAGACGGUCAAACCACCGCCCACGACAUUUGAAGAACCAGAUGCUGGCUCUCUGCUCGACAGUUUCGGCUUCUGA
This is a messenger RNA of Fusarium subglutinans, 10848 nucleotides long. Its product is annotated as RAV1. The transcript has 14 exons. The coding region runs from base 1 to 10848 and encodes 3615 amino acids. Lineage: Eukaryota; Fungi; Ascomycota; Sordariomycetes; Hypocreales; Nectriaceae. Gene Ontology annotation, molecular function: isoleucine-tRNA ligase activity; tRNA binding; protein binding. Gene Ontology annotation, biological process: isoleucyl-tRNA aminoacylation. The record is from RefSeq and is a predicted model, not a curated record.